AUGCGCAUAGAUUACCGCGCACUGAACGCCGCCACCGUCAAGAAUCGAUUCCCGGUGCCGAGAGUAGAGGAUCUUCUAGAUGCAGUGCAGGGCGCUAGAGUCUUCUCCAAGAUCGACCUUCGUUCGGGUUACCACCAGAUUCGCGUAGUUCCAGAGGACCAGCACAAGACGGCGUUUCACACGAAACAGGGGUUGUUCGUUCGUUGUCGUUUACCUAGACGACAUCUUGAUCUUCUCCAAGUCGAAAGAGGAGCACGUGCAGCACUUGCGGCCUUUGCGGUCUUGCGGAGAGAGAAGCUGUACGCGAAGCAAUCGAAGUGCGAGUUCUUCCUUCCAGAGGUCGAGUUUCUAGGUCACGUCGUUUCCGCUAGUGGCGUUCGGAUCGACCCAAAGAAGAUCGCAGCAGUACAGGAUUGGGUAGCACCGACCUCAGUCAAGGAGUUGAAGAACUUCCUCGGAUUCGUGAAUUACUACCGACGUUUCGUUCAGGGUUACGCUUCCAUCGCUAGUCCACUCACCGACCUACUUCGGAAAGGCGUAGAGUACGUUUGGGGUCCAGCGCAGCAGCAGGCGUUCGAGCAGAUGAAGCAGUCGCUCACAUGUUCACCGACACUGUCGUAUCCCGAUCCUACUCGCCCGUACGUUGUAGUGAUCGACGCAUCAGAUCAGGCCAUUGGAGCAGUGCUUCUUCAGGACCAGGGACGCGGGUUGCAGCCGAUCGCGUACGAGUCGCGUAAGCUGAGGGGAGCGGAGUUGAAUUAUCCUAUUCACGACAAGGAGGCGCUCGCGAUCAUCCAUGCGUAUAAGGUGUGGAGGUGCUACCUAGAGGGGGCAGACAGUGUUAUACGCACGGACCACUGCUCGCUUCGUUUCCUUAAGUCGCAGCCGCAGCUGAGCCAUCGCCAGGCUAGAUGGAUGGAGUUCAUGGAGGGGAGUUUCCACUACAGGAUCGAGUAUAAGCCCGGCGUGCGCAGCCCAGCAGAUCCGCUCACUCGCCCUAGUUGUCAGCUCGCUAGUCUCACAGUCACUGCCGGCCGUCCACUCCUCACAGCACUCUUUGAGCAUGGUUACACAGUAGAUCCCGACUUUACACCGCAGCCGCCCGCAGCAGCAGAGGUGCAGGGUAGUGUCUACAUACGGAAGGGUACAGCACGGAUUUGGGUUCCAGCCUACCGCCCUCUUCGACAGCUCCUUCUCUCAGAGGCGCAUGACGCAGUUAGUGCAGGUCACUUUGGAGCAGAUAAGACGGCUAAGACGCUUAGUCGCACGUACUACUGGCCAGGGCUUGCAGCAGACGUAGAGGAUUACAUUCGCUCGUGCGACACGUGUCAGCGUACGAAGUCCUCGCGACAGGGCAAGACAGGUCUUUUGCAGCUGAUUCCACCGCCCGACCGCCCUUGGCAGGUAGUUACGAUGGACUUCAUCAUGGCAUUACCGGGCACAAUUAGGGGUCACGACGCCAUCUUCGUUGUAGUCGACAAGUUUUCUCGAGCAGCGCAUUUCAUCCCCACGCACGGCCAGGUCACAGCAGAGGAAGCGGCAACACUGUUCGUAGAUAACGUAGUCCGACUGCACGGGGUUCCAGAUUCCAUCAUUUCCGACCGCGACCCUAGAUUCACCUCGAAGUUCUUUUCGCACUGUUUGGGACUCGCUUAG
Molecule: messenger RNA, 1656 nt
Organism: Closterium sp. Yama58-4
Lineage: Eukaryota; Viridiplantae; Streptophyta; Zygnematophyceae; Desmidiales; Closteriaceae
Source: the annotation of a GenBank genome assembly